GGAAGUGUCGCAGCCUCCCGGAAGUGCCAGAGCGGCUGACGGAGCCGGGCUCGCUGGGGCGCCGCCGCCGCUGCGGGGUUGCGGUGCUGGGGCUGGGUGGCGGCCGGGGGCCCGGGUAGGGUCCUGCGGGGGUCGCAGGGGCUGGGCGGCGGAAUGAUGGAGGAGGAGGAGCUGGAGUUUGUGGAGGAACUGGAAGCGGUACUGCAGCUCACGCCCGAGGUGCAGCUGGCCAUCGAGCAGGUAUUUCCAAGCCAGGACCCUCUAGAUCGAGCAGAUUUCAAUGCUGUCGAGUAUAUCAAUACCCUGUUCCCAACAGAGCAAUCUCUGGCAAACAUAGACGAAGUCGUGAACAAAAUUAGGCUGAAAAUAAGGAGACUGGAUGACAAUAUUCGAACUGUUGUAAGAGGUCAGACGAACGUGGGGCAGGAUGGACGGCAAGCACUUGAAGAGGCUCAGAAAGCUAUCCAGCAACUCUUUGGCAAAAUCAAAGAUAUCAAAGACAAAGCUGAAAAAUCAGAGCAAAUGGUGAAAGAAAUCACCCGUGAUAUUAAACAGUUAGAUCACGCGAAACGCCACCUGACCACCUCGAUCACAACACUGAACCACUUGCACAUGUUGGCAGGAGGCGUCGAUUCCCUCGAAGCCAUGACCAGGCGAAGACAAUAUGGAGAAGUUGCUAAUCUCCUUCAGGGUGUAAUGAAUGUCCUGGAGCACUUCCACAAGUACAUGGGGAUUCCACAGAUCCGGCAGCUUUCUGAAAGAGUGAAGGCCGCGCAGACUGAGUUAGGACAGCAAAUCCUGGCCGAUUUUGAAGAAGCAUUUCCUUCCCAGGGCACUAAGAGACCGGGAGGACCCAGCAAUGUUCUACGAGAUGCGUGUCUGGUUGCUAAUAUUCUAGACCCCAGAAUCAAGCAGGAGAUCAUGAAAAAGUUUAUUAAACAGCAUCUGUCAGAGUAUCUAGUACUUUUUCAGGAAAACCAAGAUGUUGCCUGGCUGGACAAGAUCGACAGACGCUACGCCUGGAUAAAACGCCAGCUUGUGGACUAUGAGGAGAAAUACGGCCGCAUGUUUCCACGUGAGUGGUACAUGGCUGAGAGGAUUGCAGUAGAAUUUUGCCAUGUGACAAGGACAGAACUUGCCAAGAUUAUGCGGACCAGAGCGAAGGAGAUUGAAGUGAAGUUGCUUCUUUUUGCUAUUCAGAGAACAACUAACUUUGAGGGGUUUCUUGCAAAACGCUUCUCCGGCUGCACCCUGACAGAUGGGACCCUGAAAAAGCUUGAGUCUCCACCCACUUCUACCAAUCCCUUCCUGGAAGAUGAGCCAACACCAGAGAUGGAGGAACUGGCAACGGAGAGGGGAGAUUUAGAUCAACCAAAGAAGCCCAAAGCCCCGGACAAUCCAUUUCAUGGCAUCGUCUCCAAGUGCUUCGAGCCUCAUCUCUACGUGUACAUCGAAUCCCAGGACAAGAACCUCGGAGAGCUGAUAGAUCGGUUUGUGGCUGAUUUCAAAGCCCAGGGGCCUCCUAAGCCCAACACUGAUGAAGGGGGUGCUGUGCUCCCCAGCUGUGCUGACCUCUUUGUCUACUACAAGAAGUGCAUGGUGCAGUGCUCCCAGCUCAGCACUGGGGAACCAAUGAUCGCCCUGACCACCAUUUUCCAGAAGUACCUCCGAGAAUAUGCCUGGAAAAUCCUCUCUGGCAACCUGCCCAAAACCACAACCAGCAGCGGAGGGCUGACCAUCAGCAGCCUCCUCAAGGAAAAGGAGGGCUCAGAAGUGGCCAAGUUCACUGUGGAGGAGCUCUGCCUCAUAUGCAGCAUCCUGAGCACAGCAGAGUAUUGUCUGGCCACCACUCAGCAGCUAGAAGAAAAACUCAAAGAAAAAGUGGAUAUAAGUCUGAUUGAGCGAAUCAAUCUGACUGGAGAGAUGGACACAUUUAGCACCGUCAUCUCCAGUAGUAUUCAGCUGCUGGUUCAGGAUCUGGAUGCUGCCUGUGAUCCUGCCCUGACCGCCAUGAGCAAGAUGCAGUGGCAGAAUGUGGAACAUGUCGGUGACCAGAGCCCCUACGUCACCUCUGUCAUCCUUCACAUCAAGCAGAACGUGCCCAUCAUCCGUGACAACCUGGCUUCCACACGGAAGUACUUCACUCAGUUCUGCAUCAAAUUUGCAAACUCCUUCAUUCCCAAAUUCAUCACCCACCUCUUCAAGUGCAAGCCGAUUAGCAUGGUGGGAGCGGAACAGGUGGUGAUGGCCCCUCAUGAACCGCUGGUGGUGUUCGUCGACAACUACAUCAAACUCCUCACAGACUGCAACACGGAAACCUUCCAGAAGAUCCUGGACAUGAAGGGGCUGAAGAGGAGCGAGCAGAGCAGCAUGCUGGAACUCCUGCGCCAGCGGCUCCCUGCGCCGCCCUCGGGGACAGAAAGCGCCAGCUCCCUGUCCCUUAUGGCGCCAACGCCAGAGCAGGAAUCGUCUCGCAUCCGCAAACUCGAGAAACUCAUUAAAAAGAGACUGUAGCACAGGGCACUUUGCUCCUGGCCAGCCCCUUAGCACCACGUUCCCUGGAAGCCCCUGACGUCUCCUGUGCUCCCUGGGACACUCGUAUCCUCAGUCUCCAGGCUUUCUGGGACAUCUGGGUUGUUACUGAGUCUCUCCCAUGCCCUGUCUUACUUCCUGCCCUCAUCGGAGAUGCUGAGUAAGGGCUGGGUUCUGAGAAGGCCAUUUAGAUGAUCUCUGGUUUCUGAAGCAGAGGCAGCAGCAGGGGAAGGUCCCUGGGGUUCACUUGCCGUCCCUGAGCUGCCCCUGACUAGCAGAAUUGCCGUUGACUCAUGUAGCGUCAGCAGGGCUGUCAUACCCUCUGACACUGGAUCCACCAUGCACCUCCCCAUCCAGGCAACUUGAAUGAGGAAGCCGGGAUCUCACCCCUCCCUCCUUUCCUCUCUCCCUCCCUCCCCGCUCCUCCUCUCCCU
Saimiri boliviensis boliviensis (Bolivian squirrel monkey) is the source of this 2966-nucleotide messenger RNA. It is a transcript of the gene VPS53, whose product is annotated as VPS53 subunit of GARP complex. The record is from RefSeq and is a predicted model, not a curated record. Gene Ontology annotation, biological process: retrograde transport, endosome to Golgi. Gene Ontology annotation, cellular component: GARP complex. NCBI's taxonomy places the organism in Eukaryota, Metazoa, Chordata, Mammalia, Primates, Cebidae.